AUGGCUCCCGUUCAACUCGCAGAGAAAGAUUUCGCUAAGGAUAAGGAGUUCGCCAAGGCCAUGCAUGGCGAGUCUUACAAGAAGACUGGUAUUUCUGCUCUCAUGGCUAAGGCCAAAGAUGCUUCGGAUGUGGCCACGGAAGGUUAUUUCAAGCACUGGGACGGAGGUGUGACCAAGGAGGAUGAGGACAAGAGAUUGGGGGAUUACUCCAAGUUGACUGCACACUAUUACAACUUGGUCACUGACUUCUACGAAUACGGAUGGGGUUCUUCUUUCCAUUUCUCUCGUUACUACAAGGGAGAAGCCUUCAGACAGGCCACUGCUAGACACGAGCACUUCUUGGCACACAAGAUGAACAUUAACGAGAACAUGAAGGUUUUGGAUGUCGGAUGUGGAGUUGGUGGUCCAGCCAGAGAGAUCUGCAGAUUCACCGAUUGUACUAUUGUUGGAUUGAACAACAACGACUACCAGAUCGAGAGAGCUAACCACUACGCUCAAAAGUACAAGUUGGACCACAAACUCUCGUUUGUCAAGGGUGACUUCAUGCAGAUGGACUUCGAGCCUGAGUCGUUCGAUGCCGUCUACGCUAUUGAAGCUACUGUUCAUGCUCCAGUUUUGGAGGGUGUGUACUCUGAGAUCUACAAAGUUUUGAAGCCUGGAGGAGUUUUUGGUGUUUACGAGUGGGUGAUGACUGACAAGUACGACGAGACUAACGAGGAGCACCGUAAGAUCGCCUACGGUAUCGAGGUGGGAGACGGUAUUCCAAAGAUGUACAAAAGAGAGGUUGCCGAGCAGGCAUUGAAGAACGUCGGCUUCGAGGUCGAGUACCAGAGAGAUAUGGCUGACGUGGAUGACGAGAUUCCAUGGUACUACCCAUUGGCUGGAGACUUGAAGUACUGCCAGUCGCUCUCUGACUACUUCACUGUGUUUAGAACCUCUCGUUAUGGUAGAGCAAUCACCACUGAGUUGGUUGGCUUGAUGGAGAAGAUCGGUUUUGCUCCUAAGGGUUCCAAGCAGGUCACUGGAGCCUUGGAGGAUGCAGCCAUCAACUUGGUUGAUGGGGGUAAGCAGAAGUUGUUCACUCCAAUGAUGUUGUACAUUGUGAGAAAGCCAUUGGAUGCUAAGAAUUAA
Sungouiella intermedia is the source of this 1131-nucleotide messenger RNA. The record is from the annotation of a GenBank genome assembly. NCBI's taxonomy places the organism in Eukaryota, Fungi, Ascomycota, Pichiomycetes, Serinales, Metschnikowiaceae.